Messenger RNA from Daldinia loculata, 636 nucleotides. RefSeq lists its product as uncharacterized. The transcript has 2 exons. Bases 144 to 314 code for a protein of 56 amino acids. The record is from RefSeq and is a predicted model, not a curated record. Lineage: Eukaryota; Fungi; Ascomycota; Sordariomycetes; Xylariales; Hypoxylaceae.
CUGGUCACGUCAUUUCCCCAACUCGUUGAGGUUCAGAUCUCGCGUAGUUAUAAUCUUAUAAUAGCUAGGUUAUUAACCGAGGCAGCUUAGUAUUUUUCUUGAAUGGAAUUGGGGUUAAAAGGGCGAAAAGUCCUUAGGAUAUCAUGGAUGAAAUACAGCCCUUACUUCGAAGAUCCAGUGAAGACGAGCGGCCACUAUCUAUCACGACAGAGAUGACAGGCCCGACGUUAGGGAAGAUCCGGGCCUACUGGCUGGGUUCGGUAGUGUGUAUGGGUGGAUUUCUGUUCGGAUAUGACAGCGGAAUUGUUGGUUAGUGAACCGAUUGUUAUAUUUAACACGCGAGGUGAUAAUCAGUAUUAACUAGAAAAAUACUAUAGGCGGUGUUUUGACGAUGGCCUCUUUUCAGUCUGAUUAUCGGUACGGAAGCGGUGACAAGACACAUACGAAUUCGUUUUCAGUCAGCCUUUAAUAACUAGGCGGUUUCUUGGCUUGCUUUAUUGCUUGGCCUUUAACUGUAACAAGGGCUAUAAGGGGUUUGGAAUAUAAUUAGGAUUAUUAAUAAUUUUUUAAGGUUUUAAGGUCUUUAAUUUUCCCUUUUUUUUCAAGAAAAGAUUUUAAUUUAUUUAUAAACAAUUU